Messenger RNA from Galeopterus variegatus (Sunda flying lemur), 3414 nucleotides. RefSeq names its product SLIT and NTRK-like family, member 4 (gene SLITRK4). Lineage: Eukaryota; Metazoa; Chordata; Mammalia; Dermoptera; Cynocephalidae. The transcript has 2 exons. Gene Ontology annotation, cellular component: membrane; glutamatergic synapse. Gene Ontology annotation, biological process: regulation of presynapse assembly; positive regulation of synapse assembly; axonogenesis. The record is from RefSeq and is a predicted model, not a curated record. Gene Ontology annotation, molecular function: protein binding. The coding region runs from base 253 to 2766 and encodes 837 amino acids.
GCGCGCGGUGUCUGGUCGGGUGCGCGCGCGCGCGCGCACCGCUCACCGCCUGCUCGCUCGCUAGUGCUGCUCGGUGGGUUUGACCCGCGAGCGGGCGCGGAGGAGCUAGAUCGGGAUCGCGUAGAGACCAUCGCAGAAACUGCAGCGCGGGUCGCGGCGCGGCGGGCGCGGCGGGCCCUGCACAAGACGCCAGGCUCCAAAGAUUAUUUCUCUUUAUUCAGAAGCAUAAAGUUGUUUGCUGAUUACAAGAAGAUGUUUCUUUGGCUCUUUCUGAUUUUGUCAGCCCUGAUUUCUUCGACAAAUGCAGAUUCUGACAUAUCAGUGGAAAUUUGCAAUGUGUGCUCCUGCGUGUCAGUUGAAAAUGUGCUCUAUGUCAACUGUGAGAAGGUUUCAGUCUACAGACCAAAUCAGCUGAAACCACCUUGGUCUAAUUUUUAUCACCUCAAUUUCCAAAACAAUUUUUUAAAUAUCCUCUACCCAAAUACAUUCUUGAAUUUUUCACACGCAGUAUCCCUGCAUCUGGGAAAUAAUAAACUGCAGAACAUUGAGGGAGGAGCCUUUCUUGGGCUCAGUGCAUUAAAGCAGUUGCACUUGAACAACAAUGAAUUAAAGAUUCUCCGAGCUGACACUUUCCUUGGUAUAGAGAACUUGGAGUAUCUCCAGGCUGACUACAAUUUAAUCAAGUAUAUUGAACGAGGAGCCUUCAAUAAGCUCCACAAACUGAAAGUUCUCAUUCUUAAUGACAAUCUGAUUUCAUUCCUUCCUGAUAAUAUCUUUCGAUUCGCAUCUUUGACCCAUCUGGAUAUAAGAGGGAAUAGGAUCCAGAAGCUGCCCUAUAUCGGAGUUCUGGAACACAUUGGCCGUGUCGUUGAAUUGCAACUGGAAGACAACCCUUGGAACUGCAGCUGUGAUUUGUUGCCUUUAAAAGCUUGGCUGGAGAACAUGCCAUAUAACAUUUACAUAGGAGAAGCUAUCUGUGAAACUCCCAGUGACUUAUAUGGAAGGCUUUUAAAAGAAACCAACAAACAAGAAUUAUGCCCCAUGGGAACAGGCAGUGAUUUUGAUGUACGCAUCCUGCCUCCAUCUCAGCUGGACAAUGGCUACACCACUCCCAAUGGUCACACUACCCAAACAUCCUCACACAGAUUAGUGACCAAACCACCGAAAACGACAAAUCCUUCCAAAAUCUCUGGCAUUGUGGCAGGCAAAGCCCUCUCCACCCGCAAUCUCAGUCAGAUUGUGUCUUACCAAACUAGGGUGCCUCCUCUUACACCUUGCCCAGCGCCUUGCUUUUGCAAAACACAUCCUUCCGAUUUGGGACUGAGUGUUAACUGCCAAGAGAAAAAUAUUCAGUCCAUGUCUGAACUGGUACCGAAACCUUUAAAUGCCAAGAAGCUACAUGUCAAUGGCAAUAGCAUCAAAGAUGUGGACAUCUCAGACUUCACAGAGUUUGAAGGACUGGAUUUGCUUCAUUUAGGCAGCAAUCAGAUUACAGUGAUCAAAGGAGAAGUAUUCCACAAUCUUACUAAUCUACGCAGGCUGUAUCUCAAUGGCAAUCAGAUCGAAAGACUCUAUCCUGAAAUAUUUUCAGGCCUUCAUAACCUGCAGUAUUUGUACUUGGAAUACAAUUUGAUUAAGGAAAUCUUAGCAGGCACCUUUGACUCCAUGCCAAAUUUACAGUUACUGUACUUAAACAAUAAUCUCUUAAAGAGCCUGCCUGUUUACAUUUUUUCUGGAGCAUCCCUUGCUAGACUGAACCUGAGGAAUAACAAAUUCAUGUACCUCCCUGUCAGUGGGGUCCUCGAUCAGCUGCAGUCUCUUACACAAAUUGACUUGGAGGGUAACCCCUGGGACUGCACGUGUGACUUAGUGGCGUUAAAGCUGUGGCUGGAGAAGUUGAGCGAUGGGAUUGUUGUGAAAGAACUGAAAUGUGAGACACCUGUUCAGUUUGCCAACAUCGAACUAAAGUCCCUCAAAAAUGAAAUCUUAUGUCCCAAACUUUUAAACAAGCCAUCUGCACCAUUCACGAGCCCUGCGCCUGUCAUUACAUUCACCACCCCAUUGGGGCCCAUUAGAAGUCCUCCUGGUGGCCCAGUGCCUCUGUCUAUUUUAAUCUUAAGUAUUUUAGUGGUCCUUAUUUUAACUGUGUUUGUUGCUUUUUGCCUUCUUGUUUUUGUGCUGCGACGCAACAAGAAACCCACGGUGAAGCACGAAGGCCUGGGAAAUCCGGAAUGUGGCUCCAUGCAGCUGCAGCUAAGGAAGCAUGACCACAAAACCAAUAAAAAAGACGGACUGAGCACAGAAGCUUUUAUUCCACAAACCAUAGAACAGAUGAGCAAGAGCCACACCUGUGGCUUGAAAGAGUCAGAAACCGGAUUCAUGUUUUCAGAUCCUCCAGGACAGAAAGUCAUUAUGAGAAAUGUUGCCGACAAGGAGAAAGAUUUAUUACAUGUGGAUACCAGGAAGAGACUGAGCACAAUUGAUGAGCUGGAUGAACUAUUCCCCAGCAGGGAUUCCAAUGUGUUUAUUCAGAAUUUUCUUGAAAGCAAAAAGGAGUAUAAUAGCAUAGGUGUCAGUGGCUUUGAGAUUCGCUAUCCAGAAAAACAACAAGACAAAAAAAACAAGAAGUCACUGAUAGGUGGCAACCACAGUAAAAUUGUUGUGGAGCAAAGGAAGAGUGAGUAUUUUGAACUGAAGGCAAAACUUCAGAGUUCCCCUGACUACCUACAGGUCCUUGAGGAGCAAACAGCUUUGAACAAGAUCUAGGUCAUGCAAUCUUACUUCAUACAAAGGACAUUUAUUUAAUGAUGAAAGUGCCUUUUGUUGACUUCUAACUUCCAAAUACUAUAUUAUCAAUAGGCAUAGAGGCAAGUGUUUCCAAGGGUGUCUCAUUAACUGUAGCUGCAAAGACGUGUCAAAUAGAAGAUAAUUUACUUAAUAGAUGUACUACAUGAAACCUAUACUGUGGAGUCCUGUGGGGAUACUGCAAACUCUAUUGCCAAAGGGAUGCUUAAUACACAUAAUACACUGAAUUUAACCUCAAGAGGCAACUCUGUUUUGUACCCCAAUGCAAAACUUUCGUCUCUUUGUGCUUUGCAAAACAAACUCAAGAAAACUGGUACCACUGUUUGUACCUCAGCUGGGUCCUUCAUCUUGCACGUAGAUUAAGUUGGUGGAACUGGAACAAAACAAUCCUUUUAAUUUGUGGCAUUGUAACAAAUCUGUGUAAAGAUUAUCUGAAAAGUUUUUUUAAAAAGCAUGCAAGGACAGAACAUUCGAUAGUAUUUGUAAAUCGAUAACCUUUAUGGCCUGCAUCUUGAAACCCCUGGAUUUAUAAUGUUAAAUUGUGCAAAUACUUGUUUAAAAUAUACCAUGCAUUACAUAACUAUAAAAUAAAUUUGAACAACUUAAGCA